Ochotona princeps (American pika) is the source of this 2268-nucleotide messenger RNA. It is a transcript of the gene TMEM237, whose product is annotated as transmembrane protein 237. The record is from RefSeq and is a predicted model, not a curated record. The transcript has 13 exons. Gene Ontology annotation, biological process: cilium assembly. Gene Ontology annotation, cellular component: ciliary transition zone. NCBI's taxonomy places the organism in Eukaryota, Metazoa, Chordata, Mammalia, Lagomorpha, Ochotonidae. Bases 504 to 1736 code for a protein of 410 amino acids.
UUUCUGCAUCAUUCUCUUCCUGCUUUUCCACACCACCUCUUCCAUCUUUUAAUUAUAAAACAUAGUACAUGACUUAAUUUUGGAGGUGGGUUUGCUUGUUUUUUGGUUGUUAAUAUUUCGUUUUUACUUACCUACCUUUAAAAACAACCCAAACAAAAUGGAGAAAAUAAAAUUUUUACAAGACACUUAGAUGAGCUCAAAUUUAGUGUUCUGCUUUGAGAAAAGGACUCUGCAUUUUUGCGAUAAUCAAAGAGGCUCCCAUACACAUUUCCACAUAGUGGCCCGCAGCGGCGUUCACACAUCGGUCCCAAUUCAGCCGCCUAGGAACGCAGCGCCGGGCAAGGCAUAAGCGGGCGGCUCCCGCGUCUGCGGCCUCGCCCGGCUCCAGGCGCUGCCAAGCCCCCGCCUCCCGCGGGUCCCGCAGGUCCCGGAGGCCGGCGCGGCGCGGAGAGCCGGUCUCAGCCCCGGGCGGUUCCGCGGAGGGAACCCGAGGGGCGAGCGCCAUGAGGGACCACGCGGGCCCUCGUCUGGAGGAGGCCCCCCCGCGUCCUCCACGAGCCCUUCCACCUGUGCCAAGUGUUAUUCAAGAUGAUAUUCCACUUAACCGUCCCAAGAAGAAGAAGCCCAGAACUAAAAAUGUGCCUGCCAGUGCUGCUUUGGAAGGCGUUGCUCCGACCACUGCUCAUGGACCACCUGAGGACAGUGAGCUGCCAACUAAAGAACUCACAGAACAUCCAGAGGCUCCUGUUCAGAGGAGACAGAGGAAGACACGCCCUUCUCUGGAAUCAGAGACUUCUUUCCCACAGAAAAAAACAUCUAGUCCAUCUUUAUUACGAAGUGAGAAUGGUAUUGACACGGACCGAGCUGGGGAGGCUGUUAUCCGAAAGCCUCGAAGGAAGACAAAGAAGACCCAGCAAGCAGAAAUACAGUACGCCAACGAGCUUGGAGUGGAAGAUGAAGACAUCCUCACCGAUGAGCAGAACGCUCCCGAGCAGCAGGCGAGGUUCACUGCCCCCACUGGCAUCAGCCAGCCUGUUGGCAAAGUCUUCGUGGAGAAAAGCCGGCGAUUCCAGGCCACUGACCGCUCCGAGUUAAUAAAGACCACAGAGAACAUGGAUAUGCUGAUGGACGUGAAGUCAUCCUGGACCACCAGAGAUGUGGCCCUUUCAGUGCACCGGGCCUUCAGGAUGAUUGGUCUCUUUUCUCCUGGCGUGUUGGCUGGCUGUGCUGUGUGGAACAUUGUUGUGAUCCACGUGCUGGCAGGAGGGCAACUGUCUAACCUCCCCAACCUUCUGCAGCAGUACAAGACCCUGGCAUACCCAUUCCAGAGUCUUCUCUAUUUGCUCUUGGCUCUGAGUACCAUUUCAGCUUUUGACAGGAUUGAUCUUGCUAAAACCUCAGUAGCUAUUCGAAAUUUCUUUGCCCUGGACCCAACAGCUUUAGCGUCUUUCUUGUACUUUGCUGCUCUUAUACUAUCUCUGAGUCAGCAAAUGACAAGUGACAGAAUCCACCUUUACACACCUCCUUCUGUCAAUGGUAGCCUCUGGGCAGCGGGAACUGAGAAACAGAUUGUCCAGCCGUGGAUUAUAGUGAAUUUGGUGGUGGCACUUCUGGUUGGAUUAUCUUGGCUUUUCUUGUCUUACAGGCCAGGCGUGGAUCUUAGUGAAGAGCUGCUGUUCUCCUUCGAUGUGGAAGACUGUCCUGAGAAAGACAGAGGAAUCAGAGCCUCCUCAUAAAGCCAGCAUGCCUACAGGGGAAUGGUGGCUCCAUGUUUGUCCCAAACUUGUUUUACAGUUAUUUUUAUAAAAUAUGUAUAUAUUUUUAACUGAUUUUUGGAUUAUAUAAUACUGAAAAACCCACUAUUAUGGACAGUGUUAAAAUUGUAGCUCCUAUUUAUACCCAAACAUUAAUUUCUACAGCAUCAUAUCUUAUUGACAGUGAUAGUGAGCUAAAAGCCAGAAGGUAAAAGUGUUUAUUUCUUAUUCUGUCAAAUUAGUUGUCUUUUUAAUCCUUAUAGGAGUACUAAAUCAGGAAAAGCCAAAGCCUCUUCUGUUGUAAAAUAUGCAUCAAGUUUAAACACAGAUUUAAGGAAUAGAGUAAAAGGGGAAGAGGCCAUCAUUUUUUAAAUGUUUUCUUACUAAAUAAAUUGAGACAUGAAACAUCUUCCCUGAAAUGUAGUGUUUGUGCAUCAUGUAAUACUUAUAAAAUGUAAUUCUUAAUCUUCAAAGAUGCCUUAUACCUAAUAAAAAGGAAAAAAUAUAUUUCUAU